Chlamydomonas reinhardtii is the source of this 2432-nucleotide messenger RNA. RefSeq lists its product as uncharacterized. Lineage: Eukaryota; Viridiplantae; Chlorophyta; Chlorophyceae; Chlamydomonadales; Chlamydomonadaceae. Bases 134 to 1402 code for a protein of 422 amino acids. The transcript has 7 exons. The record is from RefSeq and is a predicted model, not a curated record.
CGCAUGACACUGUUCAACGCACAUAGCACAAAACGGAUACUGUAACCUGCGCACAUGUAUCAAGAUGCAACCAGCAACACUGAAGUAUGCAAUUUCGGACAUCUCGCCCAUGCCCCGAGCCUGGUUAUUGUUAAUGCAAUGCGUAGAGGAGCUCAACAACAUAGAUGUUACAGUUCGACACCGUGGGCUGGAUGGCGAGGGCUGUGAGGGCACGUACGGCAGCAUCACCUUCCGCUGCCUGCUGAAGCUGGUGUGGGACUGCGUGGCGCACGGCGACCUGCCCAACCCCCUACUGGCGCCGCCGCCGGCGUCGGCAACGGCUGGAGCAGGAGGUGCCAGCAUAUGCGUCGGUGGUGGCUUGUAUGAGGACCAGGAAGUGAUGGCACGGGGCGGGGCGGCGGAGGCCAGCAAGCCGGCGCAUCACGGCGGCAGGGGCGCUGUGGAGGAAGGCGGCGUGUCGCUGGCGGCAGUGCCGCAGCGGCCGGGCCGCCUGGUGGACUUCGGGGCGGGCACCGGCAGGGCGCUGGUGCUGCUGCAGUGCCUGAACCUGGUGGAGGCGGCGGUGGGCUUCGAAGUGGACUGCACCAAGGUGUCCAAGGCUGAGCUGUACAUGACGGAGCUGGUGGCGGCGGCGGCGGCGGCAGGCCGCAGGAGCUCGGGCGCAGCGGGCAGCAGCGGCGGGAGUGCAGGCGCAGGGGCGGGGGCAGGGAGCAGCGCCGCUGGGGGAGGUGGUGGUGGCGACAGGCCCUCAAGCCCUCGACUGCACGGCGUGCCCGUGGUUGGCGGGAUUGGUCGGGGCCGGGGUCGGGGCCGGGGCCGGGCACGGGCGAGAGGCCGGGGCCGCCGCGGCGGGCGAACAGGCGGCACCGCCACCACCACUGGGGGCUCUGACGAUGGCGACGACUCCGCAGCCGCGCCGUCAGCCGCGCCGUCAGCCGCGCCGUCAGCCGGGCCGUCAGCCGGGCCGGCCCCGCCCCCGCAGCCCCAGCGGCUGCACGUGCUGGGCGACCUGAGCCUGCGGCCCGACGUGCCGACGGUGAUCCAGGCAGACCUGGUGCAGCUGACGCCUGAGGCGCUGUCCGCGCACUCGCCCAGCUGGGGCUACGCCUUCUGGGCGGGUGUGCCGCCCGAGGCACAGGCGGCCAUAUGGCGGCUGUUCAUAGGCUGCGACACCAUGACCACGCUGGUGCUGGUGGGCUACGGUGACCGCUCCGCAGCCACCCUGUCCCAACUCAUGGCCCAGUGGGACCAGGGCCAGGGCCCGCUCACCGGGGCGCGGCGGGCAGUGCUGCGGCGCGUCAUCUCCAAUGUCGCGUCAAUGGGUGGCAACGGCUGCUACUCAGCGUUCGUGCUGCGCAAGUGCGCAGUGGCGCCGCGGCGGGCCGCGGUACUGGUGGCGUAGCAGUGCACCACUUGAUCCGACAGUGGCGGGGGCGUGAGGCCUCCCGCCCGCCUAUCUAUCAGGCACAGACAUGGGCCACACGCAAUGACGGCGGUCAUGCGCGUCGUACAUGCGCGUCGAGGAAAGUAAUGGAAGGUCUGGCUGCACGGUUUCAGGUUGGGGCUUGUCGGCAGUGCGAGUGAUGCCGUGUGGCCCCCGCCCCUGCGCAUGUGCCUGCCUGCCUGAGAGGAGAGGACAUGCAUUGGCCCCUAGGUGGAUGGGACGUGCCCACUGGGGCCCUGCUGGUGCUUGCCAGUAUGUGAUGCAAUGCAGCGGAAUGGAGUUAGCUUAUGCCGGCGCUCCCUUCGUCCCCAGUUCUCCUUGCAGUUCUCCAGUUGCGCACUCGGAGCCUGAGUCUGCUGAGUCUGAUUUAUACAGUGGUUGGGGCGGCUGUAAUCUUGUUUGGGGCUUGUCGUCUGCCAUCACUCGCGAAAGAUCUCCGGUGUGACUGAGAAAUGCUUGGGCCUUGAGCAGUUGAGCUUGUCAUUUGUUCUGUGUGGAGGCCGAAGCAUACCAUCCAUAUUGGCUGCGUCAUGCCCAACCCCGACCCCGCCGCCGUCUGGACUGGACGUCGACACUUCAAACUUGUGAUUUAUUCACUCCGUUCCCCAUGAACGGCUAUCCCCCCUGGAACUGAUGGUUUCCGCUCGAGCGCAGCAAGUUGUCGGGGAACCAAGGUUUCCUGCGCUCGGAGUGUGCACAGUUGUGGGCCCCGAAGGGGCGUGGCGUGUGUGUGUUUGUUGUUUGGGGCCCAUGCGCGGCAUGGGCGGUGGGCCCGGUUAAGUAGCGGAGCGCUGUGUCGCGCUCGCUACUUUGCGAGUUUCGUUCUGUCAGUACUGACGCCGUCGUCCCUGGCUACGCUCUAUCUUUGCGUGGCUACACGGCGGUUCGGGCUCGCCCUCCCAACCCCGCACGAAGACCGCACUUCUCUGCUUGCAGGUACCCUCUCCGGCGGCGGAGCCGCCCUCACAAAUUGUAACACGACGCAAUG